Durusdinium trenchii is the source of this 1215-nucleotide messenger RNA. NCBI's taxonomy places the organism in Eukaryota, Dinophyceae, Suessiales, Symbiodiniaceae. The record is from the annotation of a GenBank genome assembly.
AUGCCGACCAUGAAGAAGCCAGCAGCUGACAAGGGCAAGGGCAUGUACAACACAGUGAAAAGGCCAGCAGCCGCCGCCUUGCCUGUGGACAGGGAAAAGAAGGCAAAACAUGGAGAAGAAGAGCCAGAGGAAAGUGAAGCAGAAAGCCAGGUUCAGCCACCUUCUUUGACAGAAGAAGCUUUGCGCAACCACCAGAGGUUUUUGAAAGAGAUGUCCAAGUUCAAAGACAUGUCCCAGGAUGGUUUUGAAAAGGCUCUUGAAAAGCUCCCAACAUCAACCAGGGAACACCUGUGGAAAGCCUUUGAGGCAUCCAGGAAAGAGACUGGUACUGAGAAGGAAUACAAAGAUGCUUGCUCAGGGGCUGGAGCCCUCAGGAAAAAGAAGGCUUUGUUGAGAGGGUGGGUGCUGGACAAAGGCACUAUUGGUCAAUGCUACAGGCAAAGCAUCACCACAAUCAGCAUGAACUACAAAGAAGGGUUGGAAGAAUCCUGGUUCACAAAGCAAGAAGCUUUGCAGAAGUGGGGGCCAGAGGAAUUGAAAGAGCGCCUCAAGAAAGGCACCAUAGAAGCUCGAAGGAACCCCUUGGACAAGACCUACUUUGAGUUCAAGUCUGUAGUUCACAAGAAGAGCAAGAUGGCUGAGAGAAACAAGGUUGCUUCCUAUGGGACCAACCAGCUCAAGGUCGAGCGCAAGAAGUUGGAGGCCAUGGAAGCCCUCAAGCUUGAGAACCUGCAAGAAGCAGACUUUGAGUUAGGAGGUGGAUCUGAAGACUGUUCUGAUGAUGAUGAUGAUGAUGAUGAUGAUGAUGAUGAGAGCAUGGACCCAGACCUCAACAAGACCCUGGGGAUCAAGGAUGCCAAAGACAAAAAACCAAAGAAAGAGAAUGUUUGGGAAGUGGCCAGCAAGGUGGCUGAAGAAGACCAAGUGCCAGACUUAAAGGGCAAGUUCAUCAAGUUCAAAGCUGAGCUGGGGAAAGAUAUGAACACAGUGGAACUGAAGGUCCAUGACUUGAGGGAGAAGAAAGAAGCCAAAGGGCUGGUAAAGGAAGCUUUGGCUGCAGUGGGGAGGUGCAAACCAAUCGUGGCCAACUUGGAAAAGAAGCUCAAGGGCAAGUUCACUCGCUCAGAGGCAAAGAGUGAUUUAGAAAAUGCUUUCAAAGCCUUGGGCAUUUUGAAAACUGUGAAAGCACAGGUCUUCAAAGCCUUGAAGGAUUAA